AUGGCGGGGAGGGGGAGCGAUGCAGGUGGCUGCUGCAGCAGCAGCAGCAGCAGCUGCAGCAGCAGCAGCAGCAGCAGCAGCAGCGGGAAGCAGCUGGUUAUUGCGGAGCCGGAGAUCCGGGUGCUCGCGCUGCAGCCGGAAGACGAGUUCCUGCUGCUGGCUUGCGACGGGCUCUUCGAUGUCAUGAGCAGCCAGGAAGCUGUUUCCUUCGUCCGGAAGCAGCUGCAGCAGCGGCAGCAGCAGCAGCAGCAACUCGGCUGCUGCAGCAGCAACACCCUCCAAGACGUCGCAGACGCCCUCAUCUCCGAAGCCAUUGAUGUCCGACGCACCAGGGACAACGUCACCUGCCUCCUCGUCGACCUCAGACCCCCCCUGCAGCAGCAGCAGCAGCAGCAGCAGCAGCAGCUGCUGCAGCAGCAGCUGCAGCAGCAGCAGCAGCAGCAGCAGCAGCGCCUCCAGGCGCUGCUGCAGCCCCAAAAACCCCCCAGGGCCCCCGGCCCCACAGCCCCCCACAAACCCAAAGACAGCAGACACGUGGCCAACAGAGUCCUUGCAGCAGACACCAGCGCAAAUCCACACUAA
This is a messenger RNA of Eimeria necatrix, 582 nucleotides long. Its product is annotated as protein phosphatase 2C, putative. The transcript has a single exon. The coding region runs from base 1 to 582 and encodes 193 amino acids. The record is from RefSeq and is a predicted model, not a curated record. Gene Ontology annotation, biological process: protein dephosphorylation. Gene Ontology annotation, molecular function: protein serine/threonine phosphatase activity. NCBI's taxonomy places the organism in Eukaryota, Apicomplexa, Conoidasida, Eucoccidiorida, Eimeriidae.